GUUCACAACUUCAAUUGAAUACCGUCGCUCACCUUUAUCAUGCCCACUGAGAAAGAUCCAGGAAACGUUGCCCGUGGUCUGAAGGCUGCGAUCAACAACCCUCGGGUUUCUGAACAAGCCAAAGAGCACGACAGAGAGCGCCUUCGCGACAUGGGCGAGUCCGUCCCUGGAGAGGAGAACACCAGCACCGUUCCCAAAGGUCAAAGGUCCUCGGGUUCAGGCGGCAAAGACCUCGAGGAUGAGGACGUCGAGUACGAAGAGGAAGAGGAAUCAUCUGGUGGUGCUGACCGGACUCGAGUCAUGGCUGGUUACAAGGCGACUUUGAAGAAUCCCAAUGUCAGCCAGAGGGCAAAGGAUCAUGCUGCUGAGAUUCUGGAGCAGAAUGACCUUUAGUUCUUCCCAGUCGAUUGAAGGCAGAAUAUUUGCUACUGACCGCUGAAUGUGAAUCUCCAUGAGUGGAUAUGUUCGUUGCCCCUGACAGUUGUACAGUAUAAUGAAUAACAAUCUCCAACUGUUUUUUUUUACGAGA
Messenger RNA from Coprinopsis cinerea okayama7#130, 529 nucleotides. RefSeq lists its product as hypothetical. Gene Ontology annotation, cellular component: cytoplasm. The record is from RefSeq and is a predicted model, not a curated record. Bases 40 to 393 code for a protein of 117 amino acids. The transcript is spliced from 4 exons. NCBI's taxonomy places the organism in Eukaryota, Fungi, Basidiomycota, Agaricomycetes, Agaricales, Psathyrellaceae.